AUGACUUCGCAGCUCAACGUUGGCUCCCUUCUUGACGCGGGCCGCAGUGUGCCUCUCAUCGGCGGCCAGAAUGUCAUCCAGGAGUUGCGGGGCGAGGAGGAGGAAAAUGAGAACUUGUGCCCCUCCCUCAGCUUCGAGCAGCGCCUCAUAGGCUUCGGUGUCUGCCUCGGCCUAGGGUUCCUCUUCUCCAUCUUCGCGUGGAUCUCCAUCUUCUCGCUGGACUUCAACACAUUUGCGGUUAUUAACACGGUGGCAAACCUCACUUCUAUUGGAAGCACGCUGUUUCUCUGUGGACCCCUGACGCAGCUCAAGCGGAUGUUUGAUCCCACGCGUUUGCUCGCCACCGUCGUCUACCUCUCGUCGAUGGUGUUAACGUUUAUUGUGGCGCUUGUGCUGCGCAUUCCGUGGCUGACGAUCAUCACGGUGCUUGUGCAGUACGUGGCAAUGCUGUGGUACUGCCUUAGCUACAUCCCCUUUGCGCGUACGGCCGUUUUAAGGCUGGUGGGCCUCGAGUGA
Molecule: messenger RNA, 516 nt
Organism: Trypanosoma conorhini
Lineage: Eukaryota; Euglenozoa; Kinetoplastea; Trypanosomatida; Trypanosomatidae
Exons: 1
Coding region: 1-516 (171 amino acids)
Biological process (GO): vesicle-mediated transport
Cellular component (GO): membrane
Source: RefSeq, a predicted model, not a curated record